Molecule: messenger RNA, 499 nt
Organism: Cylicocyclus nassatus
Lineage: Eukaryota; Metazoa; Nematoda; Chromadorea; Rhabditida; Strongylidae
Source: the annotation of a GenBank genome assembly
GGUAUCGAUCUUUUUUUGUUCCUUCCAGAAGAGUCGUUGAAGCAUGGCCGAUCCUGCCGUUCUCAAGCAAAUCAAGAUACAAACCGGUGUGGUGAAACGCUUGAUUAAGGAACAUGCUUCCUAUAUAAAAGAAGUUGAGAAGGAGACGCAGAAGAUUGAGAAAAUGAAAGCCGAAGCUAAAAAUGAGGACGACGAAUACGCUGUGAAGAAAGCCGGUCAGGUCCUACAGGAAACUCGUGGUAUGAUCGGUGACACGGCUCGACGUUGUAUGACGGCCACAGCAGCUCUUCAGAAAAUGCUCGACGAGAAUUCUUUGGAAGAAUGCCAGGAGCUAACCGAUGCCAAGGCACAAAUCGAAGCCGCUUCAGCUAUCACUGUGUGAGCAGCCAAAUUCUCGCCAAUUCUUUAUUUGUUUCUGUUUUCAUUGCCUUCAUAAUUUUAUACUUUGUACGUUCUUUUCGCUUAUUGUACCCUGUGUUAUUCGAUCUCAUACUCAACC